Molecule: messenger RNA, 1550 nt
Organism: Macadamia integrifolia
Lineage: Eukaryota; Viridiplantae; Streptophyta; Magnoliopsida; Proteales; Proteaceae
Product: putative F-box protein At5g55150
Exons: 2
Coding region: 267-1385 (372 amino acids)
Molecular function (GO): protein binding
Source: RefSeq, a predicted model, not a curated record
CAUUAUUUUCAUUAUAAUUAUAAGGAAAGAAAUUAAAAAUAAACUCAGGAAGCGCUACCGUACAUUACGCUCACGCAGAGUUCCCAAGACAACCCUCCCUCCCAAAAUAGAAGCAUGUUUACCUCUUCGCAGCGGCCCUUUCAAACCCUCAGUCCGUCCACUCACUCCUCCUCGUGAGACAGAGGCUCAACACCGACAAUCGACUCUGCAACUGAGACGGCGGAUCAACGGAAAAAGAACCCAAUUUGAACGAGACAAGGAAGGGUAUGGGGAACUGGUCUGGACUUUGUGAUGAAAUUCUAGAUCUGAUUGUGGAUCAGUUUUCGGCAGUUGAAGAUAUUGUUAAUUUUGGUGCGGUUUGCCGGCAAUGGCGGUCAGUUUCAGUCAAGAGGUGGCCCUUAUCCACUGAAUAUCUUUGGCUGAUGCUUGCAGAGAAGGAAAGCAGUGAUAACCGGGGCUUCUACAGUUUCUCCACCAAAAAGGUUUACUACUUGAACUUGCCAGAGGCCUGCGGGAGGAAGUGUUGGUCCUCCUGCGGUUGGUUGAUUACUUUUGGGCUUGAUUUGGAGAUUCAAUUAUUAAACCCCUUUUCUCGACCUCGGGUUCUAAUUCGACUUCCACCUCAACCAACACUCCCUUAUCAAUACUCCACUGAUACAGGUCCAAAAUCUGUCCGCCGGUUUUUUAUACGGAAAGUGAUAUUGUCCUCAAGACCAUCUAGUGAAGAUGACGAUGAAAAAUGCGUGGUUAUGGCAAUAUAUUCCGAAGACAGGAAAUUAGCUUUCUUGAGAUUGGGAGAUGAAGUUUGGACUCCUGUAGAUACUCAUGAAGGUAUCGCUAACUUUGUAGAUGGUCAUGUACGUAUCACUGAUGUCAUCUACUUCAAUGGUCAAUUCUAUGCUAUCACUAAAAGAGGGGAACUGUUGAUUGUGGACAUUUCCAGUUCUCAUCCAAAGACGAUUGAGUUCGCUGAACCACCGGAAGGUGUAGACGAUUUUGUGGAUUUUUAUCUUGUGGAGUCAGUAGGAGAACUCUUUAUGCUUGCAUGGGUUGUAUAUGUUGGAGGUGAAUGGACAAGCCCAAGUUGGUUUGAUGUUUAUAAGUUCAAUUUUGAUAACAGGAUGUGGACGAAAGUUAAGAGCCUGGACAAUCGUGCGCUGUUUGUGGGUGAUAAUGCCUCCUUCACCAUCUUCCCCUCUAACCAUUUAGGAUGUGAACCCAACUGUAUGUACUUCGCUGAUGAUGAUUUAUUUGGUGGUUGCGAGAAAGUAAGAGCUGGUCGUGACAUGGGAGUGUAUCAGACGGAGACUAAGAAAGUGGAUUAUCGCAGUCCCGACAUCCUUUCUAGUAUUUGUGCACCUAUUUGGAUUAAUCCUUCUCCAUAGUGAAGAGGUUGCUUCUGGAUUUGUUUCCUAAUGUCAAUCUAAUUUGUGACAAGUAACUUUUUCUAUCUCAGCUUCUAUUUUUGUAAGUGAACUAGGAUAGUUUAGCUAUUGUUAGUUUAUAUUUCUAGUGAGUAAUCUAUUGAAUGGUUUGCAUUUUCUGUUUUA